CCUUGGCUUCGACUCAGCCCCCCAAUGUUCGAACCCUGAUUUUCAGGGCUUAUCGACGCCCUCUCCACCGCUGACACACCUUUUACAUCGAUCUGACUAUCGGAUGAAUUGGCUACUUGGUCCUUUCUGAAGCUCUCUCAACUCUCUGGGGGUACAGAGUACUUCCUGGGUCAAUCAUUCCGUUCCCACCUUCCGUGUUGAUCCCAUUCAAGGAGCUUUCCCCCCAAAUCUGAUCCCCGUUCUCCUUCCAUCGUAAUCCUCCGCCCAAAAUGCCUGCGGACUACGAGUCCACGGCACGGGCAUUGGCGCUGUCGACUUCGCCACCAGAGCCGCUCGCAGAUUCUCACGACGAUGAGGAGCAACCCAUAUGGAGUCGGUCGGGGCGGCGCGACUCGUCGGCGCGCUGGUCGGGCGAACAGGCAACCAGUUUCCGCGACCGGAUGAUCGAGAAAGCCAAGAAGCUGUAUCGGAUGGCAAACGAUCGGUAUGAGCAGUUGUCAUUAUGGCAGAAGAUUGGAUUCUAUGCUGCAUCAUUUGGGCUUGCAGCUUUGGGCAUUGGCCUCAUGGUCUUGACGGGCAAGCUGUUCAUUUGGUUAGGGCCCGUUGCGGAGAAGUGGGAGAAGUCUUGGCUGGUCGCGUUUAUACUAUGGAUAUGCAUCUUUUUCAUCUCAUUUCCACCAUUGGUGGGCUGGUCGACUUUGGGAACGGUGGCAGGAUUUAUCUUUGGCUGGUGGAAAGGAUGGAUUUUAUACACCACUGCGACCGUUGUCGGAUCUACCGCCUCGUUCUAUGUUUCGCGCACCGUGCUCUCCGGAUUUGUCAAACGCCUGAUGGAACACGACAAGAGAUUUGCAGCGCUGUCGCUCACGCUGAAAUAUGAUGGGCUGAAGCUUCUCUGCAUGAUUCGCUUGUGCCCAUUGCCAUAUUCGAUUUGCAAUGGUGCAGUAUCUACAUUUCCGACGGUGCAGCCCUUGAUGUAUGGACUGGCCACCGCAAUCAUCUGCCCAAAGUUGUUAGUCCCAGCAUUCAUUGGGAGUCGUCUACGGUUGCUCUCCGAGAAGGGCGAGGAGAUGAGUGCAGGCUCCAAGGCUAUCAACAUAAUCAGUAUCAUCGUGACGGUCAGUGUUGGAAUUUUCACGGGCUAUUACAUUUACAACAGAACUUUGGCUCGUGCGAAAGAACUCGAGGCCAAGGAACGCGCCGAGAUUCGGCAAUCUCUCCAGGCCGAUCAUGCCGCUCAUCGGUCUCACCGCAGGUUCUCUGACGAUGAUGAUGUCAAUGCGGCUGCCACCAUGCUCGCUCGGGAUGAAGAGGAGCGCAUCGGCUUCGAUGAUUUGGAUGAUGACAACGUCGACUUGGAUCUGGACGAUGAUAGCGACAAUGAUCCAGCGGGUCGAUGGAAGAAGAAGGCGAAUCGACGGUCGUAUCAUGAUGAGUUUACAGAUAAUGACUCGGAUGACUUCCCGAACGAAGGGCAUGAGACCUUUGGGCUACACAGCCAUGUCCAGCGCGAGACGUAAAGGGCUGUAAAGAGAGUGUGGGAGCCCGAACUGUGAGAGCUUGUAGCCGUCGUGCUUUAUAGAGUGAUGAAUAGUAAUGUUACUAUGGCCGUCUCGCCUUCUGAACAA
This is a messenger RNA of Penicillium subrubescens, 1628 nucleotides long. Its product is annotated as TVP38/TMEM64 family protein. Gene Ontology annotation, cellular component: Golgi membrane. The record is from RefSeq and is a predicted model, not a curated record. The coding region runs from base 270 to 1520 and encodes 416 amino acids. NCBI's taxonomy places the organism in Eukaryota, Fungi, Ascomycota, Eurotiomycetes, Eurotiales, Aspergillaceae. The transcript has 3 exons. Gene Ontology annotation, biological process: vesicle-mediated transport; mitotic spindle elongation.